Molecule: messenger RNA, 954 nt
Organism: Hyaloscypha bicolor E
Lineage: Eukaryota; Fungi; Ascomycota; Leotiomycetes; Helotiales; Hyaloscyphaceae
Product: SET domain-containing protein 5
Exons: 2
Coding region: 1-954 (317 amino acids)
Molecular function (GO): protein binding
Source: RefSeq, a predicted model, not a curated record
AUGGCUGACGUGCCAGCUAGCCGCGGCGGACUAUAUACGAUCAAACCCAUUACGGGCAAAGGACGGGGCUUCGUUGCUGCUUCUAAGAUCUCCAAGGGUAUACGUAUACUGCUGGAGGUACCGCUCCUCAAAACGCCAGAUUCCACUGGAGACAUCAGUUCCGCAGAGACCAUCGUCUUACGAGAAAAUGUGCAAGGACGUAGGUGCACCCCCGUACUAGGCAUCGUUAUGACAAAUAUGUUGCCGCUCGGCGCGAGCAACAGCGGUGGACUGUUCCUCGAAGCAUCACGCAUUAACCACUCGUGCCAGCCCAACGCGCAGUACGCAUGGAACGACGACCUCGGCCAUCUGACCGUAUACGCCCUGUGCGACAUCGAUACUAAUCAUGAGAUCACCAUUUCAUAUAUAAGUGGCGUCUCGCUGGGCUAUGCGGAGCGCCAGCGCCAUCUGAUGGAAGCGUUCUCCUUUGCCUGUAUAUGCGAACUCUGCUCCCUACCGCUGACUGCACGCAACGAUAGUAACUAUAGACUGGACCAGAUCCGGUCUAUCGAAGAUGCUGCCACCGACCUGGACCAGGUCCUCGAGCACCCUGCCAAGUCUCUCAGCCAGGUAUACCGGAUAUUCGAGUUGCUAGAAGUGCAGGGCAUCUGUGACAUAAGCAUUGUGCGGGCGUGCUUCAGUACCUUCCAGAUCGCAGCCAUGGUCGGGGACAAGGCCCGAGCCAAGGUCUUCGCGGAGAGAGCGUAUGCCGCUCGGAAGGUGCUUGCGGGCGAUGACAACCCGACGACGAUCGAGUUCAAGCACCUCGCUGAGCGACCCGUGGACUACCACCUGUAUGGUAAGAGGAUGAAGUGCUAUGACGAUAGCUGGGAGGCUCCUCGGGAGAUGUGCGGAGAGGAUCUUGAAAACUGGCUCUGGAAUACGGAUGGGUGGUCGAGAUACAGUUCCUCUUGA